UCAGCUUGGUUUAAAAGCAUUGUCUGUUAUGUUGUCUGUUCAGUGGUGUUAAACAAGACAUUUCAUUUUAGGGUAACUGUAUUAUGUGGUUUUUCCUCAAUUGAAUUUAACAUUUUGUAUUGUUAGGCUAAAGAAUGUUUUAUGUUUUCCUCUAGCGUGGCAGGAGAUGGUAUGUCAGUAUAAGGAGUCAAUCAUACUGAAAUAUGAACCUGGAAAUUUCUCCUCUAGUGAAAGAGUCUCACUGGCUGCCCUCUACACUGAACCUGUGAUUAUUCAGAAAAAAAAAAAAGGCAGUUUUCAGAAUAUCAAUGUGGAGGAGUUGUUUAAUAAAUCAGACAUGCAUAUGUAUUAUCCAGUAUCUGUCAUUCUUCAAGGAAAUUCUGGUAGUGGAAAAUCAUUCAUAUCUCAAAAGAUUAUAUUGGACUGGGCAUCUGAACAACAUUACCUUGAAGCCUUUAAUCUAGUUUUCUACCUGAGGUGUGAAGAGCUGAAGUGUAUUUCUGCGGAGAUGAACUUGAUUGAGCUCCUGAGCUGGAAUUGUGGUUUAUCGACAGAUCAGAUCUCAAAGAUGUUACAGAACAUAUCACAGAGAGUGCUCUUCAUCAUUGACGGAUUUGAUGAUCUUGAUGAGCUUAGAUUUAUGCGUUAUAAAUUUUGCAUAUCAUCCAAAUUCCAGAAAGCCCCUCCUGAGGUCAUUGUUUGUUCCUUGCUUCGUCAACGAAUCCUGCCCAGAUCUGUCCGGCUGAUCACUACUAGAUCUGAGGUCCCAUGGGGAAUGUUGCUCAAAGGACAUCAGCGUUUCACAGAGAUUAUGGGUUUCUCUGAGGAGGGGGUGAAGGAGUACUUCCAGAAGUUCUUCCAGAAUGAGGAGCUCUUCAGGAAAGCCUAUGAAUGUGUGAGAGUAAAUGAAACUCUCUUCACUGCCUGCUCCAUCCCUGUCAUCUGCUCGAUCAUUUGCACGGUUAUGCGAGAGAGGUUAAGUGAUGGUGCAGAUGUGAUGAGUGGACUGGAAACCACCACCUCUAUCUACGUUGACUUUGUGUCCACUCUACUGGAGCGUCACUGCCAGGGUUUGAGUCAGUCUGUCCCAAGCCUGUUGAGGGGUCUGGGUCAGCUGGCAGAGAGAGGGAUGCUGGAACAACAAGUCUUGUUUGAUGAAAAAACUGUUUAUGACACAAUUUCAGACUCUGCUGACAAACCAUUCCUGCUCAAGUUCCUCUUGAGGAGAAAAAUCCACCAGGAGACAAUGUUCGGUUUCAUGCAUUUCAGCUUUCAGGAGUUCUUCACUGCUCUCUACUAUAUCCUUCUGGAUGAAGCAGAGUCUAAAGUGAAAGUGAGAGAGCUGCUUCACACUGUAGAGAGAGGAUGGGCUUUGUCCUGUUGGUCUGAUAGAGACUUUUCAAAGGCAGAUGUAGAAGUAAGACAUGCAAAUCUGCUGCAGCCUGUGAUUCUGUUCCUCUGUGGUCUCUGUAAGAAAGAAUGGAUCUCCUCAUUCUUUGAAAAGCAUAACAUGACCGUCUCUGUCAACAUAGAAACCCAGCUUAAGGAGUGGAUCAAUCAGUGUUCACAGAUAUAUCGUAAUGAACACAUGCUGUUCAUUCUCCAUUGUCUCUAUGAGCUCCAUGAGAAGAGCUUCGUUGGGAAAGUUUUGGAACAUUUGGCUUCGAUAGAUCUGUCAAAUAUUCUGCUGAAAAAUGCAGACUGUUGGAUGUUGCGGUUUUGUCUUCAGAACUGUGUUAACAUUGGCAAACUGAGACUCAGUAUAACAUCUGACAAUCUGAAGAUUCUACUGUCUGCACUGAUCAGUUGUGAAGAGUUGUGGUUGAAGGUGGAUCAAAUUAAAGACGUUACUGGGGAUUUGAUCUCAGCUCUUGGUGAAGGAAAAAUUGUGAAAGAACUGAUAAUACAGGAAGCUUCUCUCAAAAAAAGGAUCAAAAGCUUCUGCCAAGAGAUUGUUACAUCAAGUAAAGAUGAAGAUGCCAUGGUCUGUUUUCGGCUUUCAGUUUCCAGCUCUAAAAUAAGACCAUCAUCAUUAAUCUCAGGAUUAACUCUCACCUGUUCACGCCAAGAGGUUUCCACUGUCAACUGGAGAAUCUUUCUGCAGAAACUCCAGACAUCACCCAGCUCUCGAGAUUCGUCAGUGGAUGGGUUUUUCCUCCUGGAUGUCCUGCACUCUGUGUCUGGUUUAAAGAAACUCUAUUUGGAGCUAGACAAAUUGACUGACGGAUGGAUUAAUACAAUCCUCUCGCUUGUCCGGGCCUUUCCUAGUCUGAAUGAAAUCAGGACAAAUUCCACAAUUUCAUUUAUUCCAUUUGACAUAAAACAGUCUAUGGAGGAAUCACUGACGCAAACAGGUUGGACCCUGACUGUCUGGAGGAAGUCAUUGCUGAUUGAGCGAGGUGAGAAGAGUUUCUCCGAGGAGGACUUGAAGACAAUAAAGACAGAAAAUAUAGAAAGUAAAUCAUUCCUUUCUUUAUUUCAGUCCUCAGAUUAUGCAGAAGUGUUCACACCUGAGUGUGUUCAGCGAGAUGAUGAGGACAAACACAAGACUAUAUACAGGUUUGUGUGUUCACAUGCUGGUCAGUUUCAGUGCAGUCUGACCAGCCUUGUGUUUGUGAUGGAGGAUGAAGGAGAGGUGCUGUAUAACACUGUCUCAUGGGAUUCUGGUCUGGGUCAGGUGCGGCCUGCAGGGCCCUUGUACAACAUUGAAUGUUCUGCAGGUUCAGUCUCACAACUACACUUUCAGCACUGUGUGAUAUUCUCUGAAGAAAACAAGGACUGUUUGGCUGUAGCACAUGUCACUGGUGGUAAUGUAGAAAUAAUACAGCCACUCAGAGUGACAGAAACUCAUGUGAUCAUUGACAUCAGAGAUCUCAGCAUUUUUGGACUCAUCUGGAUUAAAAAAAAAUUUGGCUUCCCCAUUAAAGGACAGGUUUUGCUCUUUCUUCGACCUGUAACUGUUAAACAGAAAAUACUUAAUGUCCACUUGCUUCAAGGGAAUGUUCCAGUAUCAGAGGUCCAGCGCUGGCACCUGGAUAAAAAAUACAUUGAGACAAGUUCAAAAUGUCAGCUGUUUCCUGGCAGACAAUACAGUCUGUGUUGUCAGCCAGAGGAUUGUGAAGUGCAACCAGUGAGUGAAAUGUUUGAGCUUGAUCAUUUUGGCCCAAACUAUCAUCCCACAUUUGAAGUGUUUUUGGACGUCAACAUUGAGGAGGUCAGAUUGGGUGUUUUGGACAAAACUCGAGAUGGGAAAGAAGUGUGGAAAAGACGGCGAAUUCUUCUUACAGUUGCACCAAGUAAAAGUGUAGAACCUACUGCGCCCAGAAGGAUCCCAGAAACUGAAUUUGUGAAAACAAACAGAGAUAAACUCAUUGAGCGAGUUUCAUCAGUGAUGGCAAUUGCUGACAGUUUGUUGAGCCAAGAUAUGAUUAUUAGUGAAAUGUACAGUAAAGUUCGUGCUGCAGACACACGAUUGGAGAAAAUGAGACUCUUGUUGGAUGCUCUUGACUCUGGAGGAGCUGCUGUACAAGCAGAGUUCUGCAGACUGCUAAAGGAGAAGGAGCCUUAUCUUGCAAAUGAUCUGGGGCUUCAUUUAUAAAAACAGGUUUAUAGAUUUCACAUCUGGAAGAGAGGCAUACACACUUUGAUAAAUCAAAAUUUUGAUUAAGAUGAAAUCUCACAGUUCUGAAAUAUUCCUUCAUCUGUUAUGCAUGUGGAUUGUGUUGAUGUACUUUUUAAAAAUAAUUUGUGGUAUGUA
Molecule: messenger RNA, 3757 nt
Organism: Carassius carassius (crucian carp)
Lineage: Eukaryota; Metazoa; Chordata; Actinopteri; Cypriniformes; Cyprinidae
Product: NACHT, LRR and PYD domains-containing protein 1 homolog
Exons: 14
Coding region: 167-3598 (1143 amino acids)
Biological process (GO): inflammatory response; regulation of apoptotic process; innate immune response
Cellular component (GO): cytoplasm
Source: RefSeq, a predicted model, not a curated record